Blastocystis hominis is the source of this 879-nucleotide messenger RNA. RefSeq lists its product as hypothetical. Lineage: Eukaryota; Bigyra; Opalinata; Blastocystidae. The transcript is spliced from 5 exons. Bases 19 to 879 code for a protein of 286 amino acids. The record is from RefSeq and is a predicted model, not a curated record.
AAACUAAGUCCUGUAAAGAUGGAUGACGAUGCGUGUAAAGUUAAAAUUGUUGGGAAGGGCCAACGCUCAAAUUACAUGCUCUCAAUAACGAGAUCGUACACCAUUGGGGAGUUAAAGAAGAAAAUUAAUGAGCAAUAUAUGCGCAAGAUAGUUCCGUAUGAAUUGUAUUACAAGAAAGUACUGCUAACGGACAAUACGUUCAUUCAUGAUAUCUAUUUAGGGAGCGAUUUGUUUUCGCUAACUCUAGAAUAUGGGACUGAUGAGAACUAUACGUUUGUACUGGAUGACGGUACCACAAGACGAGCGCGAAUGAAUUCGCAAGAGAAUUUUACUAGUAUUGCGGACUUUGCUGCUUCGAUGAUCAAUGUACCUGUAGAACGUGUUAUCGUAUUGUGCGAUAAUAUUAUUCCUAUUCCUUAUGUAACGCCCACCCAAUAUGGUGUUACCAGUUGUUGUUUCCGUGUCACAGUGGCUCCCUCCCCACUUCCAGACUUGUAUGCACCUGAUCUCGAGUCGACCCUAAAGCGACUCGCGGUCCAUGCUGAUCUUCGUUUGUGUUACUACGCACUAGACUGCUUCUUCGACACCAAUGAAUUCUCCCUUUUGACCAAUCUGGCCAUAAUCACAAGAGACACGCUCAGUAACGUGAACAGCGUUAUAUUCUGGCCUCUAUCCUCUCUGCUGGUGAACAUCGUGGACCGCAUGAUCCGCCUGUACAUCUCCGAAGACUACCUCAAAUUCCCCCAAUUAUCGCCUUCCCCGGAGCACUUCGCCUUCCUCAAAGCCAUCUACGAGUGCAUCGACGCGCUCGUCGGCCGCUGUACGCCUCCUCUCUUUCUCUCUCUCCUCAGUUCUCUUCAUGCAGAUCCCGCUUCCUGA